AUGGCGAAACACUUCGACAAGUUGCCAACUGUAAUCAGUUGCUGUUUUUGCUGUUUCCUCAGAGCUGGCUCUGUAUUGAUCGCUAUCGUAUCAUUCUUUGCAGGUUUGAUGCUGGCUCCAAACGUGAGCCACACUCACGGCUUCUGGGACCUGCACGGUUUCGUGACGUCAUCAGCGACACCAGUGGAGACUGCUGCUCAGGUCAUCCUGGGCUUCGCUUCUAUAUUCCUCUGCGUUGUUAGCAUCUUCCUCCUCGUUGGUUCUUUGUGCAAUUUACCGAAGAUGCUCGAGAUUUACCAAUGGGGAGCUCUAGGCUACAGUGCCACCACGGUCGUCAUAUUCUUUAUCCUAUCGACCUACUGCUUCGCUGUCCAUGGCAACUGCCUUGUAGCUGGAAGCACUCUCCUUGUCAUGAUGAUUGUCAAUGUUCUUUUGACGGCAUAUUUCAUCAUUGUAGUGAACAGCUUGCGUAUGACGAUGAAUUAUCUGGCAGCCUCCAGCCAUAUCGAUAUUUAG
Messenger RNA from Pectinophora gossypiella (pink bollworm), 516 nucleotides. RefSeq lists its product as uncharacterized. NCBI's taxonomy places the organism in Eukaryota, Metazoa, Arthropoda, Insecta, Lepidoptera, Gelechiidae. The coding region runs from base 1 to 516 and encodes 171 amino acids. The record is from RefSeq and is a predicted model, not a curated record. The transcript has 4 exons.